Molecule: messenger RNA, 2011 nt
Organism: Choloepus didactylus (southern two-toed sloth)
Lineage: Eukaryota; Metazoa; Chordata; Mammalia; Pilosa; Megalonychidae
Gene: PACSIN3
Product: protein kinase C and casein kinase substrate in neurons 3
Exons: 11
Coding region: 354-1628 (424 amino acids)
Biological process (GO): regulation of endocytosis; plasma membrane tubulation; cytoskeleton organization
Cellular component (GO): cytoplasm; endosome; plasma membrane
Molecular function (GO): phospholipid binding; protein binding
Source: RefSeq, a predicted model, not a curated record
CCCUUGAGGACACCAAUGCCUCUAAUCUCUUCUGAAGAAAUGGGACUUCACUUUCGUGACCUGCCUGAUCUCGUCAGCAAGUCAGCACAUCUGCCAGAGUGAAGAUGGCCGCCAGGGCUUGGCCACCCAACUUGAAGCCUCUCCAGAAGCGGCGUUGCCAGGCCUGUGGCUUCGGCUCCCGCCUUCACUGCCUUCUCAUUGGUGGAGAAGCCCGCUCCGGCUUUGGGAUUGGCUGGACCGUACAGCUUCAAGUCAGAGUCACAGUGGCAGCCUUGAGUUGGACGCCAAGGUCCCUGAAGUGAUCUUUAAGCCCGAGCCCCAAAUCUGCCAUCAUUCCUUGCUGCGGGGACACCAUGGCUCCAGAGGAAGAUGCUGGAGGGGAGGCCUUAGGUGGCAGCUUCUGGGAGGCUGGCAACUACAGGCGGACAGUGCAGAGGGUAGAGGACGGGCACCGGCUGUGCGGGGACCUGGUCAGCUGCUUCCAGGAGCGUGCCCGCAUCGAGAAAACCUAUGCCCAGCAGCUGGCUGACUGGGCCCGCAAGUGGAGGGGUGCCAUGGAGAAGGGACCCCAGUACGGCACAUUGGAGAAGGCCUGGCAUGCCUUCUUCACUGCAGCUGAACGGCUGAGUGCACUGCACCUAGAGGUGCGGGAGAAGCUGCAGGGGCAAGACAGCGAUCGGGUGCGUGCUUGGCAGCGGGGGGCCUUCCACCGGCCUGUGCUUGGUGGCUUCCGAGAGAGCCGGGCUGCCGAGGAUGGAUUCCGCAAGGCCCAGAAGCCCUGGCUAAAGAGGCUGAAGGAGGUUGAGGCUUCCAAGAAGAGCUACCACGCUGCCCGGAAAGACGAGAAGACAGCCCAGACUAGGGAGAGCCACGCAAAGGCGGACAGCGCCGUCUCCCAGGAGCAGCUUCGCAAACUGCAGGAGCGGGUGGAACGCUGUUCCAAGGACGCCGAGAAGACAAAAACCCAAUAUGAGCAGAUGCUGGCAGAGUUGCAUCGCUACACCCCGCGCUACAUGGAGGACAUGGAGCAGGCCUUCGAGGCCUGCCAAGCCGCUGAGCGCCAGCGGCUUCUCUUCUUCAAGGACAUGCUGCUCACUUUACACCAGCACCUGGACCUCUCCAGCAGUGAGAAGUUCCAUGAGCUCCACCGUGACCUGCACCAGAGCAUCGAGGCAGCCAGUGACCAGGAGGACCUGCGCUGGUGGCGUAGCACCCACGGGCCCGGCAUGGCCAUGAACUGGCCACAGUUUGAGGAGUGGUCCUUGGACACGCAGAGGACAAUCAGCAGAAAGGAAAAGGGCAGCCGGAGCCCUGAUGAGGUGACUCUGACCAGCAUCAUGCCCACAAGAGAUGGCACCGCACCCCCACCCCGGUCUCCGGGGUCCCCAGGCAGUGGGCAGGAGGAGGAGUGGUCAGAUGAGGAGAGUCCCCGGAAGGCUACCACCGGGGUCCGGGUGCGGGCCCUCUACGAUUAUGCCGGCCAGGAAGCUGAUGAGCUGAGCUUCCAAGCAGGGGAGGAGCUGCUGAAGAUGAGCGAGGAGGAUGAGCAAGGCUGGUGCCAGGGUCAGUUGCAGAGUGGACGCAUUGGCCUGUACCCUGCAAACUACGUGGAAUGUGUGGGGGCCUGACCUCCUGCAACGUUUCUCCACUGUGGGUCAGAGCCCAUCUUCUCCUUGGACAGCCUGCCCCGAGGGCCCUGAAUCAUCAUGCCCCUGACCCUCUGUCCCUUGAGGGGGAGGAAAUCCUGGGACCUGGGGAGGGUAGGGGCCUGAGGCUAGGAAGAGACUGGUCGGGAAGGGCCAACUGAAUCUAGACUGAGGGUAAGAUGGGGAGGUCAGGUGCUGACCGAGGGCUCAGGGGUGCCUGGGCCUUCCCAGGGGUGCUUGGGUCUCCCCAGAAGUUGUGGACCCAGCUCCUGGCCUCUGUUUUGGGGUUCCUGGGGUGGGCUUGGGGUGAGUGUAGUUCUAGCCUAGCAAUGCUUUUUUUUGUGCCUUGUUCUAGUGUGUAUUAA